This is a messenger RNA of Zychaea mexicana, 1320 nucleotides long. RefSeq names its product isocitrate dehydrogenase [NADP]. Gene Ontology annotation, biological process: isocitrate metabolic process. The coding region runs from base 1 to 1320 and encodes 439 amino acids. Gene Ontology annotation, cellular component: mitochondrion. The transcript is spliced from 5 exons. Gene Ontology annotation, molecular function: magnesium ion binding; isocitrate dehydrogenase (NADP+) activity; NAD binding. The record is from RefSeq and is a predicted model, not a curated record. Lineage: Eukaryota; Fungi; Mucoromycota; Mucoromycetes; Mucorales; Lichtheimiaceae.
AUGUCGUUCAUUGUGCCCACCAUUGCCAAACAUGCUGCGACGCUUCGCACGACCGGGACUGCUGCUGCAUUCUACUCGACUGGCUCGCGUAUCAAGGUCGCCAACCCCGUUGUCGACUUGGACGGUGAUGAAAUGACCCGUAUUAUCUGGCAAGAUAUCAAGGAAAAGCUGGUUCUUCCUUACCUCGAUCUCGAUAUCAAGUACUAUGAUUUAGGCAUGAAACACCGUGACAAUACCGACGAUCAAGUGACGAUCGAUGCUGCCGAAGCCAUCAAGAAAUACAACGUCGGCAUCAAGUGUGCCACUAUUACACCUGACGAAGCCCGUGUCGAGGAAUUCGACUUGAAAAAGAUGUGGCGAUCACCCAACGGCACGAUCCGUAACAUCUUGAACGGCACUGUGUUCCGUGAACCCAUCCUUAUGAAGAACAUCCCUCGCAUUGUCCCUGGCUGGAAGGAGCCUAUUGUUAUUGGCCGCCAUGCAUUCGGUGAUCAGUACCGUGCCACCGAUUUUAUUGCUGACAAGGCCGGUAAGUUCGAGAUGUCAUUCACACCCGCUGAUGGCAGCGAGCCCACCAAGUGGACAGUGUUUGACUUCCCUGACAACGGAGGUGUCGGCAUGGCCAUGUACAACACUGACGAAUCGAUCAGCGGCUUCGCGCACUCGUGUUUCCAAAUGUCCCUCGCCAAGAAGAUGCCCUUGUACUUGAGCACCAAGAACACGAUCUUGAAAAAGUACGAUGGCCGCUUCAAAGAUAUCUUCCAGGAGAUCUAUGAUAAGGAUUACCGCAGCCAAUUUGAAUCCCAGAAUCUGUGGUACGAGCACCGCUUGAUCGAUGACAUGGUGGCACAAGCAUUGAAGUCCAAGGGUGGAUUUGUGUGGGCGUGCAAGAACUAUGACGGCGAUGUCCAAUCUGAUAUUUUGGCUCAAGGUUAUGGUUCGCUGGGCCUUAUGACCUCGGUCCUGGUGACCCCUGACGGCAAAACGCUGGAGGCUGAGGCUGCUCACGGCACUGUGACGAGACAUUACCGUGAGUUCCAGAAGGGCAACCCCACGUCGACCAACCCUAUUGCUUCCAUCUUUGCUUGGUCUCGCGGUUUGGCUCAUCGCGCCAAGCUGGACAGCAACGAGGCCUUGACCCUGUUCUCGAAGGACUUGGAAAAGGCUACUGUGGGCACUGUGGAAAACAAUAACAUCAUGACCAAGGAUUUGGCGUUGGCUAUCCAUGGCAAAGACAUGCGUCCCGAGCACUACGUGACGACCGCUGAAUUCAUGCAGGCAGUGACAGACAACCUGAACAAACUCAGAACUAGCGCAUGA